AUGUCGACGAUUGUCUGCAUGUCCAUGCUUCUGCCGGAAAUAACCAAAAUGGAGACUGUGAACCUGCUGCUCCCGGGCUUCCAAGGUCACCAGCUGCAAGCCAGUGUUGUAGGCCAAGAAAAUAGUGCUACAACCUAUGCAGUAACCUGUCCUACCACAAUCCCUGCCAAUGAAUGUGGUAUUCUUGGAACAGGAAUUAUAGCCAUCAGCGCACCGACUUCAGUUGAAGUUAUCAACAUCGAUAGGAAUGACAAUACCGCCUCGAUAUCCUGUGAUGUUUCAGGAACAACAUCUGCAUUUUGUCAUGCGAAAGAGACAAUCUUCGUCAAGGGAACCCUUGCACCGAAGGAUCUGAACUGGAUGGACGUUCCAAUGGCCACGAUGAGACCGAAUCCUGACAACACCAAUGCCAUAGGCACAUUUGAGGGAAGUGCAUGG
This is a messenger RNA of Penicillium argentinense, 438 nucleotides long. RefSeq lists its product as uncharacterized. The record is from RefSeq and is a predicted model, not a curated record. NCBI's taxonomy places the organism in Eukaryota, Fungi, Ascomycota, Eurotiomycetes, Eurotiales, Aspergillaceae. The transcript is spliced from 3 exons. The annotation marks the transcript as partial.